Sesamum indicum (sesame) is the source of this 990-nucleotide messenger RNA. RefSeq names its product emp24/gp25L/p24 family/GOLD family protein. NCBI's taxonomy places the organism in Eukaryota, Viridiplantae, Streptophyta, Magnoliopsida, Lamiales, Pedaliaceae. The record is from RefSeq and is a predicted model, not a curated record.
UAAUUCAUUUCAUUUCCAAUAAUAGUUACCCAGAAACUCAGACCCGGGGCUCCGAACAGUUGGAUCCAGUUCAAUGGAUGGGAGCGGAAGAAUUACCAGGUCCGGCCGGUUGGCGUACGCUCUUCUUGGCCUCCUGCUUUUGAGCUUGCUGAGCCGUACAUCGGCGCUCUCGGUCACGGUAAACGACAUCGAGUGCGUCUACGAAUACGUAUUGUAUGAAGGCGACACCGUCUCCGGGAACUUCGUUGUCGUGGAUCACGAUAUCUUCUGGAGCAGCGAUCAUCCUGGCAUUGACUUCACUGUGACAUCUCCUGCAGGUAAUACUGUGCACACUUUGAAAGGAACAUCUGGAGACAAAUUUGAGUUUAAGGCCCCUAGAAGUGGAAUGUACAAGUUUUGCUUCCACAAUCCUUAUUCUACACCAGAAACAGUCUCUUUCUAUAUUCAUGUUGGCCAUAUUCCAACUGAACACGAUCUUGCCAAGGAUGAACAUUUGGACCCCAUUAAUGUAAAAAUUGCUGAACUGAGGGAGGCACUGGAAUCUGUUACCGCAGAGCAGAAAUACUUGAAAGCACGUGAUGCUCGCCAUCGCCAUACAAAUGAGAGCACAAGGAGGCGCGUCAUAUUUUACACUGUUGCAGAAUACAUUUUGCUAGCUCUUGUAAGCGGCCUUCAGGUUGUAUACAUACGUAAAUUGUUCAGCAAGUCAGUGGCAUACAACCGUGUUUGAUGAAAAUCGCCAAACUGUCGGCUUUUCCUCUCCUCAAUUUGGUUCCUCGUUGUUAUAACAGUACUAGUUAAGGAGGAAACUGUGACAUGGUUUGUUAUAAUUUAUUUGAGUGGUGUUCUUGUUCCUCAGAACUCCUCGAGAUAGGUGGAUUUAGGUAGCUAGAUAAUCUGGAUAAAUGUGAAAUACUUCACUUUUAGUUGUAAUAGGGGAUGAUGAGUUUUUUUUGGCAGGUAGAUACAUUACCUUCUUCUCAUAGAGCA